Corylus avellana is the source of this 2544-nucleotide messenger RNA. RefSeq names its product beta-galactosidase 15-like. Gene Ontology annotation, biological process: carbohydrate metabolic process. NCBI's taxonomy places the organism in Eukaryota, Viridiplantae, Streptophyta, Magnoliopsida, Fagales, Betulaceae. Gene Ontology annotation, molecular function: hydrolase activity, hydrolyzing O-glycosyl compounds; carbohydrate binding. The record is from RefSeq and is a predicted model, not a curated record.
UCAUCUGUAAUCAUGGCGUCCUCUUCCAUUUUCUUAUUAAUCUCUGCUUUCUUUUUAUUCACUUUGCCUUUAUUUGCCCUUAAUGUUUCACAUGAUGCAAGAGCAAUUACCAUUGAUGGAGAAAGGAGAAUUCUACUCUCUGGUUCAAUUCAUUAUCCCCGCAGUACUACUGGAAUGUGGCCAUCCUUGAUUAAAAAAGCAAAAGAGGGUGGUUUAAACACAAUUGAUACUUACGUUUUUUGGAGUGCCCAUGAAGCUCAACGUCGUCAGUAUGACUUUUCAGGAAAUCGUGACCUUGUAAGAUUUCUCAAAACCAUACAAGAUGAAGGGCUUUAUGCAGUUCUUAGGAUUGGGCCAUAUGCGUGUGCAGAAUGGAAUUACGGAGGGUUUCCAGUGUGGUUGCACAACAUUCCAGGCAUCAAGUUCAGGACAAAAAAUGAUGUGUUUAUGAACGAGAUGUCAAAUUUUACGACGGUGAUUGUGGACAUGAUGAAACAUGAGAAACUCUUUGCUUCACAAGGCGGGCCUAUUAUUAUUUCUCAGAUUGAAAAUGAGUACGGGAAUGUUAUUGAGUCGUAUGGAAAUGAUGGAAAAGAAUACAUUCAAUGGUGUGCUAAUUUGGCUCAAUCUUACCAAACUGGUGUUCCCUGGAUUAUGUGUCAACAACCGGAUGCUCCAUCCCCAAUGAUUAAUACUUGCAAUGGAUGGUAUUGUGAUCAAUUCACCCCUAACAAUCCCAAUAGUCCUAAAAUGUGGACUGAGAAUUGGACUGGCUGGCAUAGGGCUUGGGGUCUUCAAGAUCCACACAGAACCGCUGAAGACAUGGCUUAUGCUGUUGCUCGGUUUUUUCAAUAUGGUGGAACUUUUCAGAACUAUUACAUGUACCAUGCUGGUACUAAUUUUGGCCGCUCAGCAGGGGGUCCGUACAUUACCACAUCAUAUGAUUUCGAUACACCAUUAGAUGAAUAUGGUAAUUUGAACCAACCAAAGUGGGGACAUCUAAAGCAACUUCAUUUGCUUCUAAAAUCGAUGGAGAAGGUUCUAACUCAUGGUUCUGUGAGAAGUAUUGAAUAUGGGAAUAAUACCACAGCCACAAUUUACAGUUAUGAUGGAAAAUCAAGCUGUUUCUUUGGAAAUGGAAAUGCAGAAGACGAUGCAACAAUCAACUUCGAGAACACCAUCUACACUGUACCAGCUUGGUCUGUCUCCAUCCUUCCUGAUUGCUUUACUGAAGUCUACAACACUGCUAAGGUUAACAGUCAAACAUCAGUAAUGGUGAAGAAGGAAAAUGCAGCAGAUGAUUUUGAAGAACCUUACGCGUUGAAAUGGCAAUGGAGAGAUGAGGGCAUUGAGCACAGCGAUAAAAAUGGCUUUGUUAAAGAUAGUCUAAUGACAGUUGAACAACUCUUAGAGCAAAAGUCUGUCACAAACGAUACCAGUGAUUACCUUUGGUAUAUCACCAGUUUCAAUGUCAAGAAUACUGACCCAAUUUUGGGCAAAGAUACGACUCUUCAAGUGAAUACUAAUGGACAUAUAAUUCAUGCAUUCGUCAAUGGAAGACAUGUUGGAUCCCAAUAUGCUCAAUAUGGAAAAUUCAACUUCACUUUUGAGAGUAAAAUCAAAUUGAACGUUGGGAGGAAUGAAAUAGUUUUGCUUAGUGUCACUGUUGGAUUGGCCAAUUAUGGUCCAAACUUUGAUUUGGUGCAAACUGGUAUUUCUGGUCCGGUUAAUGUGGUCGGGAGAGAGAGACUUGAUGACCUAACCCAAAAAUUGGGUGACGAGAAGUUCAUCAUUCAAGAAGUAACCAAGGAAUUGGCUUUCAACAAAUGGACGUACAAGGUUGGAUUGCGCGGUGAACGACAACAACUCCAUGAUCCUCUCCACUCACAUCGUUGGAGGUGGUUUGGAGAUAAUCUUCCAACAAACAAGAUGUUUGUUUGGUACAAGACAAGCUUCAAGGCGCCGACAGGGAGUGAUCCAGUUGUGGUGGAUUUGAUGGGUUUGGGUAAGGGACAUGCAUGGGUGAAUGGCCACAGCAUUGGGAGGUAUUGGUUGAGUUAUCUUUCAAGUGAAGAUGGGUGUUCUCCAACGUGUGACUAUCGUGGAACAUACUCUGGUGACAACAAAUGCAAGACUAAUUGUGGGAAGCCUUCUCAACGAUGGUACCAUGUGCCUCGAGAUUUUCUCAACGGUGAUGACAACACCUUGGUUGUGUUUGAGGAGUUUGGAGGAAACCCUUGGAAUGUUAAGUUUCAGACAGCCACUGUCGGUUCAGCUUGUGCAAAUGCUCAUGAAGGAAGCACCUUGGAAUUGGCAUGCCAAGGAGGAACUGUUUUCUCCCGAAUCAGAUUUGCUAGCUUUGGUUCACCCAAAGGUGCUUGUGGGUCUUUUGGUGCAGGCCAGUGUGAGUCUCCUAGUGCUUUGUCCACCAUUCAAAAGGCGUGUAUCGGCAAAGAAAGGUGUUCCAUUGAUGUCUCGGAAAGCUACCUUGGACCUACUGGUUGCAAAGAGACUAAUAGGCUGGCUGUUGAAAUUAUCUGUUAG